Fusarium fujikuroi IMI 58289 is the source of this 2157-nucleotide messenger RNA. RefSeq lists its product as uncharacterized. NCBI's taxonomy places the organism in Eukaryota, Fungi, Ascomycota, Sordariomycetes, Hypocreales, Nectriaceae. The record is from RefSeq and is a predicted model, not a curated record. Gene Ontology annotation, cellular component: mitochondrion. Bases 1 to 2157 code for a protein of 718 amino acids. The transcript is spliced from 2 exons.
AUGCAUCGCGCAUUGUCAGCUCGAUGGAUAAACCGGGCUCUUAGUAUCGGUGAAGCAUCUGCUUCGUCGAGUGUUCCUUUAUUCUUAUGUCCGGCCGUUGGAGCUUCGAGUCGAUUUCACAGAACAUGGAAAGUGACGCCUUUACCAACUCCGAUCUAUACUCGACGACUUAAUCAUACCGAAACGACAGUCCAAGAUGUACCAAUCACGACAAGCGAAAGCUCAUCUCUGGGCCUUGAGACUCCUAAGAGGCGCUUACCAUUGAACUGCACAGGAUGCGGUGCCUUUACGCAGACGAGCGAUCCGCAAAUGCUGGGCUAUUUCGACCCCGAGAGCAAAAGAGUAAAGAAGUGGUUGAACCCAAAGGCUUUUGAGCAUCAGCAUACAGCGAGCCAAGAAGAUGGAGUCGUCGAUGAGGUUCUCAAAUCCUUAGACCCUGACCAGCUGGAAGCUCUUGGCCUGGAUCCCUCUCUCUUGGUAACUGGAGCUGAGAAGGGGGGGGAUAUCGCUCCGAAAGAGCCACUGUCCCAAGAUAAACAGCCUGUAUGCGAUCGAUGCCACAAUUUACAACAUUAUAGCACCUCGAGCGACACAGCAAAGGUUGCUAUGUUCCAUCCCACCGUUGAGUCCUUGCGCGAAACCAUCGAGGAAUCGCCGCACAAGUACAAUCACAUAUAUCAUGUCAUAGAUGCUGCCGAUUUCCCCAUGUCGCUCAUCCCUCGACUUAAUGUUCUCCUCGGCGACAUUCCCAUCAGGACGCGCAAUCGAAGAUCACGAGCGGGCAAGUACCAGAAUGAUCGCAAGACAGAACUGAGUUUUAUCAUCACUCGCGGCGAUCUUCUUGGUCCUACGAAAGAGAUUGUGGACUCAAUGAUGCCCUACCUUCGUGAGGUACUACGAGAUGCUCUCGGCCGACUUGGAGGUAGGGUUCGUCUUGGCAAUGUCCGAUGCGUAAGCGCAAAGCGUGCUUGGUGGUGCACGGAGGUUAGAGAAGAUAUCUGGCAGCGCGGCGGUGCCGGGUGGAUGGUUGGAAAGGUCAACGUAGGCAAAAGUCAGCUUUUUGAGGCUGUCUAUCCCAAAGGCAGAAUGGGGCCAAGCAAGGAAGCCGGGAGGGCAUCAGUAUCAACAUAUCCUCGGGAUAGCGUCAGUGCGGAAUCGAUAUAUGCCGAACAAGUUGGAGAGCGAGACGUCGAUGUUGGGGAAUUGCUUCCGCCCCCUCAGCCGGCUCAGAACUAUCCUGAUAUGCCUCUGGUAUCCUCACUCCCUGGCACAACAGCAUCCCCAAUUCGGGUGCCUUUUGGAAACGGAAAAGGCGAAUUAAUCGACCUUCCUGGCUUGGCACGAAGCGACCUUGACUUGUUUGUGAAGGAGGAGUGCCGUCAGUCGAUGAUUAUGAAGAAGCGCAUUGUGCCUGAACAGAUUUCAAUGACGCCUGGCAAGUCCCUCAUACUAGGAGGAGGUCUCAUUCGCAUCACACCAAAGAACCCGGGCUUGGUUUUUCUGGCAUACAACUUUACGCCUCUGGAGGAGCACCUCACUCAGACUGAGAAGGCCAUCGCGUUCCAGGAGCAGACACGGGAAUCCAUCGGUGUACCAAGUAUCAUGCUUCCUGGAAUUGGAGGCAAGAUGAAGCAUGCUGGAACAUUUAAGCUGUCUCACGACGUCACCAGACAAAGAGCUGGCCCUCUUACACGGAAGAAUGCGAUUGGGUUAAACGUCGACAGGCUUCCUUUCCGAGUGUUGUCGACAGACAUCCUCAUCGAGGGUGUGGGCUAUGUUGAGCUUGUUGCACAAGUCCGCGCACAGGAUGUCGCUAUGAAGGUAUUUCCAGACCAACAACCCCGAUUCGAGCAAAGGGCCAAGCCGAAGCAGCUCAACACGUCUGAUCCUUUUGCAGCCAUGAGGGCUCUGCGAAUAGAUGCAGGAACUUCGGUGGUAAAGAGGCGUAAGGAGCCUGAGCCUGCGAUAGAAACUGGCUGGCCAGCAGUUGAUGUCUUCAGUCCUGAGGGGCGAUUCAUUGGCUCUCGUCAACCGAUCCAAGGAUGGUUGCAUAACAAGCCUCGUGUAUUGCCAGAGCACAAGAGGAGUCGACCGCGAAGAAGUAUGAAGGGUGCUAAGAAGAAAGACAAAGCCGAGAAGAGAGCUGCGAUCAACUGA